This is a messenger RNA of Marchantia polymorpha subsp. ruderalis, 3531 nucleotides long. Lineage: Eukaryota; Viridiplantae; Streptophyta; Marchantiopsida; Marchantiales; Marchantiaceae. The record is from the annotation of a GenBank genome assembly.
ACAUCGCUGGAACUGCAAGACAUUCCCAAGUCCAUGAAGGGGCCUUCGCAGCCAGAGCCACGAUGCAUCCAUUCAUCCAUUCGAAGGCUCCCGAUGCCUCCUCUCUCCGCCCUCUGGCUCGCAGACCGAGGGGGCUCGUGUGUCCGUCUCGAUCGAAUGACACCUCCCCCUCCGCUGCUGCUGGAACUCGGCAGAGGGGGGAGGAGGGACGUUCGAUCUAUUCUGCCUGUUACAACGGUCGAACCACGUAGCCACGGUCGAGCCUGUCGGGGUUGACACCUUCAUUCAUGCUACUGCGUCUUACUGAGUAACUCAGUCCCGUGAUGGCCGUAGUUGCCGGGGGGAUUGAGCCCACCAUCCAGCCCAUUGUUCUCUUUCUCUCUCUCUCGUGCCACUUCUCUUCCUCUCUUUCUCUCUGUGUCUGACAUUACAACACAAGUUGAAGUUGGCCAGUUGAAGUUGGAAAGGGUGUGAUGGUCGAAGCUGUGCGACAGACGAGCCUGUGGGUCAGUCCUGUUGCAGUUGACUGUAUGGUGAGACUUGAGUUUUCAGGUGAGAAUGUCUCUUUGGUGACAUGUCUUCAGAGAGAGAGAGAGAGAGAGAGAGAGUUCGUUAGAGGUUGAGAAGGGUAACCUUUUUUUUCUGAUGUGCAUUAAUUGGAAUAUCACACAUCAGCCUGUGUUUCCGGAUCUGCUGUCACCACUUGACGGGCCUUGCCUUGCACCCUGCGGGUAGCUGAGAGAGAGAGAGAGAGAGAGAGAGAGAGAAGCGGGUCAGCCGGGCGGGCAUCCACGGGCUAGCGAAGAAAUUUCGCUCAUUCCAGUCCAGCAUUAUGAUGCAGAUGGCCAUUGGCUAUGUUUGGCAUGCAAGCUGUCGACGGUGACGCAGAAGUCAGUUUGACAGUGAGACCGAGAGUUCUGCUCAGAUGGCACCUCUCCCACAUAAGACCUCCGGCACGAGCCUCGGUUGUCAAACGGUUUCCAGCCUCUGGUCGAUGAGAUCGGAGCUCCGAUCUCACUCAUACCCAAUCAACUCAUCCCAAACAAACGAAGUCGUAGAAUGAACCGGCCUGCUCGAAGGUGCUAAUCAUCGGUUUCCGAAGCAUGCGGUGCUGGAGGUCGGAACUUGAUGCAGGAAGCGACCUCUAAGCUCCAAUCUGCAUCCGGUUCCGGCUCGUCUGCUGGAGCGAAACGACCUGCUGCCGAGCUGCGGAAUGGAGUGGACCUUUGCUCAUCAUGGCGGCAGAGGGCCGCCCAAUAUUCCUCCCUGCGGUCUCCCUUCCUGGUGUCGGGCCUGCCCUUCGAGGCAGGCAGCGAGGACGUCAGAGAAGAUACUCAAUUUCAUGUGAAUCAUGUCUGGGGGAGGGGGGAAACUUGCGUCAUCAAUGCAGUUCGGGGCCUCGGGGCUGCGAGCUCCCGGGAUGUCGUGGAUCCGUCUCCCCAGACAGACUGCGGCCAAAUAUAGGCGAAAUCUUACUGGACAUCUACCCAUGGCUUCGCUCGUAGGCCCAGGCACAGGCCCGAGCUCUCGAAUGGCAGGACGAGGUCAAGGCGAAUCGGGCCUUGGUCUGCCAUCUACUUAUUGCCCGUCCCUGCGUUGCUGGGGAGCGGUGGAUCGGGGAUCGUGAUCCAUCAGUACAGUACAGCGCAGCUUCCUGGAUUCCCGACGGGCAUGAAUAGCGCUCGUUCGUCUUCGCACCAUGGAUUGAUUCAUGGAAGGUCUACUCCUGCUUUGUAGACUAGACUUGCUGGACCGAGUCUAUCCACUGCGCUGCAAUCACGAGAGCUCGAGAGCUCGAGAGCACGGGAGCACGGGAGGCACUUUCGAGACUCCUAGCGAAGUGCUGAGAAGAGAGCUCUCCUCUUUCCUCAGUGUGGACCGACGGCCCCCGAUCGUAAGAGCGAAUGACGAACGCUGCUGAUCGAUUCCCCCUCCGCAUUCGCCCUCGCGUUGCCCAGUUCCAAGGGAAAUGUCAAACUUGGGGACAUUGAGAUCUCAGGACCUCUGUGUCGUCGAGUCGAGAUCAGAUUAUUACUUUUCUGUAGACGCCGAUUUGGCCAUGGCUCCUGUGGCUAUGACGGCUCGAGAUCUCGCUGACGGAAACGUCUUCCCACGGCAUUCUGUCAUGGGCUGCGUCGUCGCUCCCUUUGCUGCAGGUGCUCGACAAUGGAAGUCAUGUGGUGGUGGAGUGCGAGCGAUUCCUCUGAUCCUCUGUGAUCCUCGUCUGUAGGAAAGGAUCGACGUCCUACGAAGAUGAAUGAUCACGAACGCCCAAUGCCUUAUCAAGAAACGAGGUGUGUCCAGACUUCCGAUGUCCAGACAAAUGACGCAUUUUGUGCAAGGGUUCCGACAAUGAAAAAGCUCGAGCAGGAUCAUCAUGCCUCGAUGAUCGGCCGAGGGAGACCACUGUCUAGUGCACGACUGAGAGUGUCCAUUCCUUCAGCCUUCUUGCUGAUCAGAUCAUUAUCUAAUCGGGAACACUGUCCCUCCGCAGAGAGCUUGAGGAAUCUCUGCAAUGUGGCAUUGAACCUGCCUGCCUUCCUUCUCGAUGUUCUGCAUAAAGCUCUCAGCCCAAAUUCUUCGACAUGUUAAGGCCAAAACCUCCAGCCGUCCUAGAUGAGUCCGAGCCACGCACGUGGGGACACACCAGGGGAACUGCUGUAGAAGCCUCCACAUAAGAUGAAUUUGACCCGCACUAGCGUCGAGAAAUGUCAAGAAAUCCUCGAAGACAAUUCCAAUGGCGGAAUGCCCGAGUUCAGCAGCCCUGCAGUCCAGGGACUGUGUGAGGAGAGGAAGCAAGGUGACGAGCGGCUGCACCGUGCCACAAGGCCAACGAUCCAUAGAUCCAAACAAUGGGCGAGCACGCGGAGGCAAUGAAUGCUAUAACCUUCGAUUUGAGGCCCCAGCUCAAGCAGUGAACUUGAAUAAUUCAAUCAAUUCACGAGGUGCAUUCGCACGUGUGCCCGCCCAGCUCUUUCGGAGACGCUUUACAGACUCGAGAGUUUCAGGCUGCAGAUGGUCCCAACGUGAUCCAUCGGAACAAGGUCAUCAACUCAUUCGGAUCCGAAGGCCCUCCCUAGCUCCUUCCGAUUUUACCCUGACGAAGUCAUGACAUUGGCAACGCCGCUGGCUGCUUCUGCUGCUGCUUGGACAAUUAACAAACGAGCUCAAGGAAUUUGGAAAAGCACUUUCUCUUUUCCCUUUUCCCUCGCAGAACGAGCAGAAGCGUCCAGUACACAGAAUCUUGUGGAAUUCUCUUUCAGGUGUGCACACACACUCAUCAAUGUUCAUGUGAAAGCUCCCAGAGUUCGAUGAUUCAUUCACAAAACGAACUAUUAUUACGAGUACAGCCAUGUCCUUGGAAGCUUGUAUAGGCACCGAGAAAUCAAUGAAGAAGACGAAGAAUAAGUGGUGGUAAAACUUUGAAAUCUCUGUAUUCUUGGAACGUCGACAUUUUAGUCCUUGAAGACACAUACGGCAGAUAAGUUGCAGGCCUGCGACCAUAGGUCACCUGAUCAUUCAUGCAUGUCA